Molecule: messenger RNA, 2213 nt
Organism: Phoenix dactylifera (date palm)
Lineage: Eukaryota; Viridiplantae; Streptophyta; Magnoliopsida; Arecales; Arecaceae
Product: putative galacturonosyltransferase-like 6
Cellular component (GO): Golgi apparatus
Molecular function (GO): glycosyltransferase activity
Source: RefSeq, a predicted model, not a curated record
UCGAAUUGGAUUACCUCACUAUCUAUUUAAUAAAUAGAUCGGUUUUGGAUUGGUAAAUUUUUAAUCCAAUCUACAUGCAAUCCAUAUCUAAAUAGUAAAUACCAUCCCCAUAUUCAGUGUCUUUUUAUAAAAAAAAAAAUUGAGGAAAAAAAACGUACCCAGGGCUGAUGGGAGGCUAGGUCUAUCAACCAUCCAAUGUGAUGAAACCGCAUCAAUCUUUACAUGCCGGUAGACCAAACCAUCUGGCUCUCGCCUUCCUCGAAGCAGCACCAGCCACCGAGUCAAAUCACGAACCCCAUGUGCAACGGUUAACCGCUCCGAUCGCGCCCAGGCUCCAAGCCGCAUAGGUCAAGAAACAAAACUUUAAACGCGUUUUCUCCUCCGAAUCAUCAAGACCGAUACGCGGACUCCUUCAAGCCUCAAGAACACGAAGCAUUUCGUAACGACUUUAAAAACGACUCCGCGUCCGACCCCACCGUCACACUCAAGAGAAGGACUCCCUUCCCUUCCCUUCCCUUCCCCUUCCCAUAUUUAUUCCUUCUCUUCCCAAUAUUAAGUCCUCCGUCGCCAAAGAAGAGGAAGGAAAAGAAAGGAAAAACACCCAGCGAUUGAUACCUUCCUCUUCGCCGUGGCAAUGCCUUGUUCUCUCCAAGAAAUCGUGGCCUCGGCUCUUCUCCUCGCCCUCCUCCUCCUCUUCCCCUCUCCCUCCGACGCGAUCCGCUCCUUCCCCGCUGCAGCCGCGCUGUUCGCGGAGGCGCCCCAGUUCCGGAACGGCGAUGGCUGCCCUGCUUCCCCUCUCCGCGGUUGCGUCACCACCUGCGACCCCUCCCACGUCCACAUCGCCAUGACCCUCGACUCCCACUACCUCCGCGGCUCUAUCGCCGCCGUCUUCUCCAUCCUCAAGCACGCCUCCUGCCCCGAAUCCAUCUUCUUCCACUUCGUCGUCUCCGCCGGCCCCUCCUCCUCCGACCUCUACCGCACCGUGCGCUCCGUCUUCCCUUCCCUCCGGUUCAAGAUCUACCCCUUCCAGGAGAAUUUGGUCCGCGGCCUCAUCUCCGCCUCCAUCCGGGAGGCGCUCGAGAACCCCCUCAACUACGCCCGCAACUACCUCGCGGAUCUCCUCGAGCCCUGCGUCAAGCGGGUCAUCUACCUCGACUCCGACCUCGUCGUCGUCGACGACAUCCGCCGCCUCUGGGACAUGCGCCUCCCUGAGUCGGCGGUGAUCGCCGCGCCGGAGUACUGCCACGCCAACUUGACCCGCUACUUCACGGCGGAGUUCUGGGAGGGCGGGGACGGGCAGAGGGUUUUCCACGGGCGGCGGCGGACACCGUGCUACUUCAAUACCGGGGUGAUGGUGAUGGACAUGGAGCGGUGGCGAGCCGGGGAGUACCGACAGAAGAUCGAACACUGGAUGAAGAUGCAGCAGAGGAGGCGGUUCUACGAGCUGGGUUCGCUGCCCCCUUUCCUGCUCGUGUUCGCCGGCGAGGUGGAGGGGGUGGACCACCGCUGGAACCAGCACGGCCUCGGCGGCGACAACUUGUCCGGGAACUGCCGGCCGCUCCACCCGGGGCCGGUGAGCCUGAUGCACUGGAGCGGCAAGGGCAAACCAUGGGUCCGCCUCGACGCCGGCAAGCCCUGCCCUCUCGAUCGCCUCUGGGCCCCCUACGAUCUCUACCUCCCACCGCCCUCGUCCUCCGCCUCCGUCUCCGACUCCUCCGCCGCCUCUCUCUUUUCUUUAUAGAUUAUAUCCGUCGAUUCCGUUCCUUUAUUUUUGGGUGGCGAUCCCGUCACCUCCGCCGGCGCUGUACAGCAAAGAAAGAGAGAUCCGCAGUGGAGAAUACCGCUCAGAGAGAUGCAGAGACGAGCAUUGAUCUCGUUUGUUCGUUUUGUUCGAUUACGGAUUCUUUUUGAUCUGGAUCUCUGCAGAACAUGGCUCGAUUGCUUCAUUCAUUCCCCCCUUCUUUUUUCCUUUCUCAUUGAUGUGUAGAGAGAAGGAUGUUCGAUUGAUUUCUUGUCGAUAAAAAUUUUGGGAGUUUGUUAUUCUUCUUGAAUUCUUUUGGAAAACUCUUCUCAUCUUCUGAUGAUAGGAGUGAUGAUGGCUUGAGGGACGGUGGAGUUUGAUGUUCGCCAACCACCGUUGGUGAAUUCUGCCGUUCGAUUUGUUUGUAAGCAUAAUUACAAUAAUAAUAAAAUCGAUUUAUUUCUUUCCUUCC